Messenger RNA from Drosophila gunungcola (fruit fly), 1836 nucleotides. RefSeq lists its product as uncharacterized. Bases 77 to 1714 code for a protein of 545 amino acids. The transcript is spliced from 4 exons. The record is from RefSeq and is a predicted model, not a curated record. NCBI's taxonomy places the organism in Eukaryota, Metazoa, Arthropoda, Insecta, Diptera, Drosophilidae. Gene Ontology annotation, molecular function: protein binding.
AAGCAUUCGAAAAUGACAAACCACUAAUUGAGGACAUAACUUCCAGUCGAUUAAUGGUAAUAUUUGCAGUUAGCUUAUGGCUCUGCAAUGUGUCAUAAAACCCAAAAUGUGGCUGGGUCUUAAGCAGAUCCUGCUCUAUGUGGGCCUCCUGCUCUGUGUCGUUCUUCAGGUUUGCAGGAGCAAAGCCCAGCUGCAGAUGUUCUGCCCCACCGUCUGCCACUGUGAUCUUCAUUCCCAGCGUAAUCGAGCGAUAUGCAGUGCCAAGCGCUUGAUAAGCGCCAAUAUAGAAAUGCCCGAAACGGUCGAGCUAUUGGACCUGAGCUACAACGAUAUAACCACCAUUGAUGAUGACUCCUUCAAGACAACCAUACACCUGAUCAACCUGACACUGGCCCACAAUGCCAUCCACACAAUUUACGGUGACGCCUUUUCGGAGUUGCCCAGACUUCGCUACCUUGAUCUUUCGUACAAUCGCCUGGAGCAGAUCGAUGAGCAUAUCCUGGAAUCCAAUGGCCAGCUGAUCCACCUCAAUCUGGAGGGCAAUAAAUUGUCCACCCUGGGAAAAGGACCCAUUUUGAGGAGUCCAUCGCUUCGCUCUCUCAACCUGCGCAACUCGCAGGUAAAUCAGCUGGGAAUCCAGCUACUGAGUGCCCUACCCCAACUGCGUCAACUGGAUUUGGCCCAGAAUCUGCUGUUGACCCUAAGUCCCGGUGAUUUCUAUGCCCCACGGUAUUUGGCCUCGCUGAAUGUGGAGGAAAAUCCCUUCAACUGUGAUCGGGCUUUGGCCAAAGUGGCCACUGGAUUGAGACAACGUGGAGUGGCUAUUUUCAUGAGCGAUUGCGUGGAUGAGGAGCAGGAAAUUCAUCCAGAGGAAGUGCAAGUCCAGGAGAAUGCCACGAUGAAGUUUGAGCGCAUGGAGCACGUGGAGCCCAGCACCCAAGGACCUCAGUCGGUGCUGUCCAUCUGGCGGGAGUUGGACUCCAGCGAGGAGCAGAGCAGCGAGGAUGAAGACGACCAGAUGUCCUCGCUGAGCGAUGAUUGCGAGGGAAGUCGCGAGAAACUCUGCAUGCGAUACCGAACCUGUUUGGAGCGCGCGAGCCAUGAGCUGCAGGCUGGAGGAAACUCCCAGCUGGAAGAUGAAAUCAUGCGCACACACACCUACGACGAGGACGACCUUAAGCUGGCCUUUGUGGUGGGCGGGGCCACGGGCGUGUGCAUGGUCAUCUUCAUCAUCACCUGUGCCCUGUGCCUAAAGAGCUGCUGUGAGAUGCGCAAGAAGAAUAACAAUACCGAUGGGGAUUCAGCCGCUCUAGAUCCCUCGGAGGAGAGCCUGCCCACCAUUCACACCUGGUCACCGCAGCGGACACGCCACCCCAGACGCUCCAAUCCUCAGCGUCCUCGCAGCACUGCAUCGCGUGCCUUGGUCCGCCAGCCCUACGGACCGCAGGACAAUUUCGUGAACCGGCUUUUUGGGCGUCCGGCCCGCAGUCAGUACUACCGGACCAUCAAUCAGAACACGGCCACCCUCAUCCGGCGCCUCAGUCGGAGUAACCUCUUCACCAGCCGGGAUCGGGAGCCAAGUUCCCCCACCACACCGCCAACUUCCACGGCCAGAUUCUAUACGGAUGUGGUCGAAGGUGGCGCGGCGAGACCGGAGACACCACCUCCAAGCUACGGCGAUGUGGUGGUCAUCGAGAAUUGUGAUAACAAGUGAGGGAAGCUACUUUGCUUGUGAGGGCAGACAUUCGCUUUAGCUGAUACAUAUUCUAAGAUAUCACUCUUCUCGUCCUUACCUCAUUUACAAUAAAGACCCGUAUAAGAUAAUCAAAACAAUAA